ACAAACGUACUACGUGCACGACAGUGCAUCCACAGGCGCCGAUCAACAUUUCUAUUCUUUUAGAUUCGAUCGGAAGUUGCAAUUUCACCAACCCGGAACCGAAACGUUCUCAAAUCGGAGAAACCACGUGCAAACCCGCGCCGCGAUCGCAGCGGUUGUUGGGGGUCCGCGACAGCGAAGCUACAAACAAAUCCCUCGCCACUCGUAGCAAGACACCAAAUCAUUAGAACGCCCAAGAUAAUUACUAGUAAAUCCGUGCUGCCGUGACGGCACCAACAGCGACCCGUUAGCCGGAUUCAAAACCGGGGAGGAAUCCAUCCAUCCAUCCCCAAUUCCCAUCAUCGUCGUCGUCCCAGGCCUUUGCGCGAAGCCAACUCCCCCCGUCGUCUCGCAGAUCUGUUUCUCCUUCCCGAACAAUUCGAAUUCGAUCGCCCUCCGGGUCACCCGCGCCGGCCAGAUUUAUGCAGCCAUGCAGAGCGGCGGGUUUCGGUACAGUUUGACUACUGCUGUCGCCGCUGCUACCGGGCUGAGGAGGGAUCGGUUUCGGGAUCCGCAAUGGCGAGCCUGUCGGACUCGGCGGGCGCAGGCGGCGGCCGAGCCGGCGCGGAGCUGAUGGUGCCACAGUUCCUACUCAAGGCGCUGCACGCCAUCCUCGCCGUGCGGUCGCCGCGCCCGAACGCGUUGGCGCCUGCGCCCCCGGCGGCGUCGGCGGCGUUCCGGAGGCGGGACCGGUGGUUCCACCUGCCGCUCCACGCGCCGCCGCCGCCGCCCGCGGCGGAGCACCUGCCGGAGCCGUCCACCGGGGAGCCGCUCGUGGUGGACGUGUACCUGGCCCCGUCGGGCGGCGGACCUGAGGAGGUGCUCGAGAGGUGGACCGUGGCGUGCGAGCCCUGGCCCUCGCCCGCCGCCGUGGGGGAAGGGCUGGCGGUCAACAGGGCGUACAAGCGCUGCAUCACGCUGCUCAGGUCACUCUACGCCGCGCUCCGCUUCCUCCCGGCCUACCGCGCCUUCCGCACGCUCUGCGCGUCGUCUGGCCAGGUGUACAACUACGAGAUGGGCCACCGCGUCGGCUCCUUCGCCACGCCCUUCUCCCGCGCCGAGGAGGCGGCCAUGCGCACUAAACGCCUCGCCCCCGUCGAGACCCAGCUCGGCCGCCUCGUCGUCUCGGUACAGUACCUCCCCAGCCUCGCCGCCUUCAAUUUCGAGGUCACUUCCCUCGCGUCCGCCGCGAUCAUCACGGAUUACGUCGGCAGCCCCGCGGCCGAGCCUAUGCGUGCCUUCCCAGCUUCGCUCACGGAGGCCGCCGGCUCGCACUUUCCGCAGCCGUCGCGGCGCCCCAACAGCUGGGCGUCGCCAGCGCCCUGGCCGCACACCCUGGGGCAACCGGCGAAAUUCUCGCCUCCGCCGGCCCAUUACGCGUCGCCCACGCCCUCGCCGCCGACGUUUGGCUAUCUGCACUCACGGUUUAGCGGUGAGACUGCACCAAUGAGCAUACCGCAGGCGGGCGGUGGCAGGGGCCCUGUGCACCCUCGGAACAUGUCCGAACCCAGUAGGGCCUUCAUGUUUCCUCCACCUUCGCCAAAAAAUGUCCGAGGGGAAGCAGGGAUGCAGGAGUCACCUACAGAGACCAAUCGGUCGUUCAAAAGGGCGGAUGGCAUCCGCAUGGGAGAUCUCUAUGCAAACUUGCCGCCUGGUUCAAAGAUUAAGGACAGUAGGGAUGAAUCUGGCAGGUUCUCUGGUGUCUUCUCUUCUAGUGGUUCACCACGACUUGGGUUCUCAAGAAGUUCAAGCAGAUUGUCCAUGCAGGAUGAUACUGAUGAUGCGGAUUUUCCUUUUGCUGUGGAUGAUGUUGAUCCAGAUUCACGACCAGGGAGUAGUGGCGGAAAGGACACAGGGGAUCAGGCUGGUUCGUCAUCCCAUAAAUCCCAAGAUGCUGCUGUUGGGUAUCUUGUUCACCUGCUGAAAUCUGCUCGCCCCCUGCGAGAUUCUAGCUACUCAUCUCAUACAUCAAGGGGUGAAUCUAUGGAAGCUGGAAGCACCAGCUCUUUCAUGUCCCGCAGGACAUCCGAUGCACUGGAGGAGUUCGAAUCUUUCAAAGAAAUAAGGGAGAACCUCCUAGCACGUAGUAGGUCUAGGCUGCAAGAUUCAUUGGAUAAACCCUAGUGUAGAUGCAGCCUGUGGUUCCGUUCCUUAACAGGUGAAAGGUCAAAGGGUCCAAACUGUAGAGUAGAAUCAUAUGGUGAGCUUGGGUAACUCCUCAUUUUAGACUUGUCCAUGUAAAUAACUAAUCAACUGGCGCUUGUUUCUGAAAGAGAACACGCAGGCCGCCAUUGAUUCUAUUGUUGGAAAACUUCUCAUUCUUAAACUCAAAAGCAGGAAUAUCGUGUGCCUUUGUUCAUAGUGUGUCUGUAUACAAGGGAAACCAACUUGGAUACAAUGUUACUAAGCGCUUGUGAGGCUGUGACAGCCACAGCGCUUAGGCGUGUGGUAUCAUCGAUCAUGUAACUAGACUAAACUGUUUACUAUUUAUUCUGUUUCCUGUCGUAUAUUUCCAUCGA
This is a messenger RNA of Sorghum bicolor (sorghum), 2558 nucleotides long. RefSeq names its product autophagy-related protein 13a. The record is from RefSeq and is a predicted model, not a curated record. The coding region runs from base 556 to 2163 and encodes 535 amino acids. Gene Ontology annotation, cellular component: phagophore assembly site; cytosol; Atg1/ULK1 kinase complex. Gene Ontology annotation, biological process: autophagosome assembly; mitophagy; piecemeal microautophagy of the nucleus. The transcript has 3 exons. Lineage: Eukaryota; Viridiplantae; Streptophyta; Magnoliopsida; Poales; Poaceae.